Molecule: messenger RNA, 2453 nt
Organism: Solenopsis invicta (red fire ant)
Lineage: Eukaryota; Metazoa; Arthropoda; Insecta; Hymenoptera; Formicidae
Product: serine protease persephone
Exons: 12
Coding region: 54-2384 (776 amino acids)
Biological process (GO): proteolysis
Molecular function (GO): serine-type endopeptidase activity
Source: RefSeq, a predicted model, not a curated record
CAACAAGUCUUCGAUAUUAAACGAGAAGACCGCGUGACCAAGGCUGAUCAAGAAUGUCACCGAUCGUCUCAUCGUUAUUACUGCCGGUAUUGGUGUCGAUUCUGUCGGCGACGUAUGGACAGAAUGGUAUCGGAGAUUGGCCAUGCGUAGUCAACAAUUCGCCAGGCGUAUGCAGACAUAUAAAUGAUUGCCCGCAAGUUUUUCAGGAAUUGUCAGCCGGUAAAAUGAUCAAUCUGACCUGCGAAUCUUUCGACCAUAUAGUAUGUUGCCCAACAACAAAUCCUGUGAUCACCGAAUCAACAUUGGCGCCACAACCAGAACUUACUAAACGCACGAAUACAUCGCAGCCUAUGAUAUUGGGAUCACCAGGAGAAGUAGCACUAGCAAAAUGCGCAGAGUACGCGAAUAAUUUCGGAUGCCCAAUAUUAUUUGAUCAAAAUGGCGAGAGAGUAACUUUGACAAAUUUUCCGCAUAUGGCGACCGUCGGUUUCGGCAGUUCUAAUAAUAUCCAAUGGCUUUGCGGCGGUAGCUUAAUUUCCUCCAAGAUUGUCCUGACAGCAGCCCACUGCACUUGGACAUCUAAUUGGGGAAAUGCAACCUGGGUACGUCUUGGCGAUUUAAAUUUUAUGCGGAUUAAUGACAACGCGAUGCCGCAGGCUAUGGCAAUCGCAGAAAGGAUAAGACAUCCCGACUAUAAACACCCGUCGCAAUAUCAUGACAUAGCUAUACUGCGUCUAAAGGAGGAAGCUAACUAUACUGCCCAUGUCAGACCAGCUUGUCUUCCGGUACAUUGGCCUGACUUAAGUCGGUAUUCUCAGACAAGAGCAACCGGAUGGAUUUCAAAAAGACCUAAUGACGAAGUUUAUGAUUAUUUAAUAAAGAUGACGCCCAAAAUGAUCUCCUAUGCGUCUUGCAACGCGAGUUACUUCGACGGCAGCUCCGUUGAGCUCCCAUCAGGAAUCGUCGACAACUGGCAAAUAUGUGCGGGAAAAAUCUGGGAAGAUACUGGUAGAAAAUGUGAGGGUGAUAGCGGAGGACCACUUGCCGUCGUUAACACGGACUAUAAAUGUAUGCACAACGUGAUUGGGAUCAACAGCCUCGGACGACUCUGCGGCAGCAAACCUGGCGUCUACACUCGAGUCUAUCAUUACAUUCCUUGGAUAGAAAGAUAUGCGUGGCCGGAAAAUUUUAAAGAUAUUACGAGAAGACCGCGUAAUCAAGGCUGGUCAAGGAUGGCAUCGAUCGUCUCAUCGUUAUCACCGUUCGUGUUGGUGUCGGUCCUGUCGAUGACGUACGGACAGAAUAGUGUCGGAGAGUGGAUAUGCGUGAUUGACAAUUCUACUGGCGUGUGCAGACAUAUAGAUGAUUGCCCACAAGUUGAUCAGGAACAUAAAGACGGUAAAAUGAUCAAUCACACCUGCGAGUCUCUCGACCUCAUAGUAUGUUGCCCAAUAACAAAUCCUGUGAUCACUAAAUCCAUAUCGGCGCCACAACCAGAACUUACUAAACGAACGACUACAUCGCAGCCUAUGAUUUUGAAAUCACCGGGCAAAGUAGCAAAAACAAAAUGUGAAGAAUACGCAGAUGAAUUCAAAUGCCCAAUAUCAGCCGGUAUUGGUGGCGAGAAAGCCGAUCCAAAAGAAUUUCCGUUCAUGGCGGCUGUCGGUUUCGGCGGUUCUGAUGAUAUCCAAUGGUUUUGCGGCGGUAGCUUAAUUUCCUCUAAGAUUGUUCUCACAGCAGCCCACUGCACUUGGGCACCAAAUUGGGGAAAUGCAACCUGGGUACGUAUCGGCGAUCUGAAUCUCAUUGACGAGUAUGACGAUGCGAUGCCGCAGACUAUCGCAAUAGCGGAAAGGAUAAGACAUCCCGACUAUAAACGCCCUUUGCAAUAUCACGAUAUAGCUAUACUGCGUCUGAAGGAGGAAGCUAACUAUACUGAUUAUGUCAGACCAGCUUGUCUUCCGUUUCUUUGGCGUGAUGUUCGUCGGAAUGACAGGGCAAUUGCCACUGGAUGGGGUCAAGUUGGACGUAAUUACAAAGACACUGAUGAGGAACGUUCAGAGGACUUAUUAAAGAUGACGCUCAAUUUAGUUUCCCACGCAUCUUGCAACGCGAGUUACUUCGACGGUACCAACUCUGCUGAACUCCCAUCAGGAAUCGUCGAUGAAUGGCAAAUAUGUGCUGGACAAGUCGGGGUAGAUACAUGUGAGGGUGAUAGCGGAGGACCACUUGCCCUCAUUAACGAUCACUAUCAAUGUUUGCACAACGUGGUUGGGGUCACCAGUCUCGGAAGACUUUGCGGCAGCAUUAUACCUGGCGUAUAUACUCGAGUAUACCAUUAUAUUCCCUGGAUAGAAAGAACCGCAUGGCCAGAAAAUUUUUAAUUUAUUCGACAUCUAAAUUUGUUCAUAGUUUGGAAAGAAACUCAAUAAACGGAGAUAAAUCCAAAUGAA